CAAUCUGAUCUGAGAUGCUGAAUGGGAAAUUCUUGUUUUCCCCCUCAGAAUGCUACUCAAAACGAGGCUAAUGGUGAAGAAGAAGAAGACGACCACAAAAUACUUGUCCUUGUGGAUUCUCCAACCCUCCAAGACUUGUAUCUUGAUACUGCAGUACAACCACCAUUUCAGCUUCCUGAUGAAUCCAGCAACAAGGAAACGUUAACCCAUCCUGCAAUAUUGCCUUCUUCCCUCGCCCUCCUCAAACGCUUUGGCAGAAGAUUCAGUAAACUAAAGACGAAUCCCAGACGUAAAAGAGCAGAAGAUGAAUCGAAGAAGUUCUCCACCGAUGCAAUAUUACGCUUGGCUGGGCAUAACUUCAUCCAAUCAUUUUCCCAUCCGGAUAGCACUGCUUCUAAUUCAUUCUUGGGACUACUUUCGGAGCAAGAUCGUAAAGAUAUGGAGCUGGUAGGAUAUCUUCUUGCCGCUGCGGAGAAAGUGGGGCAAGCCGACUAUGAUUCUGCAGAAAAGAUACUCACCAGAUGCGAUGAACUGAGCUCCCAUCAGGGAAAUUCUGUGGAGAGGCUAGUCCACUAUUUCAACCAAUCUCUAUGGGAGAAAAUAUUUUGCCAAACAGAAAAGGGUUGGGGAAAGAAGUAUGAUGAAGAAGAAGAUCUUGAAGAAGCACUCAAGAGCCUAGUGCCCUGCAUCAUUGCUUUCCAUGAAAAGGUACCCAUCUCUCAGGUCUUCCAAUUUACCAGCAUUCAAACGGUGAUAGAACACGUAGCGGACGCAAGAAAGGUGCACAUCAUUGACCUUGAGAUUAGGAGUGGGGUUCAGUGGACAAUUCUGAUGCAAAGCUUUGCCGAAUCCCCCCGCCCGGAGCAUCUAAAGAUUACUGCUCUUCAGGCAAAUAAACACCAGCCCAAGAUUGAGGAGGAGACGACGGGCAUGAGAUUAAGGAGCUUUGCCCAGUCCUUAAACUUGUGUUUUUCGUUUAACGUAGUGGCUUUAGAGGACCUGCUAAAUGGUAAGGAAAGUAGCCUCUCUGGGUUUCAACCAGAUGGCGAAGAAGAAGAAGAAGAAGCAGUGGUUGUAUACGCAAAUUGCUUUUUCACAACAAUGAUUUCAAAGCAGGAAAAAAUGGAGUCUUUGAUGAGGGUGAUCAAAAGCAUGAACCCCAGAGUGAUGUUCCUGACAGAAGUGGAAGCAAACAUGAAUUCCGUGGGGUUUGGGAUGAAGGAGAUGGAACUAAGCAUGUCGUCUGUGUACCAAGCAAGUCUGGUGUUGAAGAGAUUUGAUGGGAAGAGUUGCACGCUUGACAUGGAUGGGAAGGCCUUGACUGUUGGGUGGAAAGGAACUCCUCUUCUCUCACUCUCUGCUUGGAAAUUUCUUUAGGUCUUAUGACCAUCUUCCUGCACAUUUAGAUGAUGAAGAUCGACGGCUAUGAUUUCUUCAACUAGAUAACAUAUUUAGAGAAAGAGUAGCAAUUCUGGGUAUUAGGAAUAAAGUCUAAUUUAGAUUUUAAUGAUUUAUAAAGUAAUUAAAAUUAAAGU
Ipomoea nil (Japanese morning glory) is the source of this 1535-nucleotide messenger RNA. RefSeq names its product DELLA protein RGL2-like. Gene Ontology annotation, cellular component: nucleus. Bases 22 to 1377 code for a protein of 451 amino acids. The transcript is spliced from 2 exons. Gene Ontology annotation, molecular function: sequence-specific DNA binding; DNA-binding transcription factor activity. Gene Ontology annotation, biological process: regulation of DNA-templated transcription. NCBI's taxonomy places the organism in Eukaryota, Viridiplantae, Streptophyta, Magnoliopsida, Solanales, Convolvulaceae. The record is from RefSeq and is a predicted model, not a curated record.